Molecule: messenger RNA, 276 nt
Organism: Lachancea meyersii CBS 8951
Lineage: Eukaryota; Fungi; Ascomycota; Saccharomycetes; Saccharomycetales; Saccharomycetaceae
Source: the annotation of a GenBank genome assembly
AUGAAACGGUCAUUAGGAGACGACGCCUCUGCCAUCGAGAUCAAGAAGCCACAACUGUACACUUCUGGCUCCGGAACCGACGCUUUCAGAGCCAUGUUAAUGUCUGCUAGGUGCGUUUCGGUUUCCCUGUGUCAAGCAUCAGAGGCCCAUCCCCACUGCUACUAUUGCGAUUCAACCAACGUUGCAACGGAGUGUGACACUUGCCAACAUGCGAUAUGUCCCACAUGCAGCCUGGGAUCGACCGCUACAUGUCUAAACUGCCAUCUUAGCCGCUAA